AUGCCGCUUACACUGGAUGCCCGCACGAGCGCGACAACUUUUGCCAGCGCCGGCGCAAGCCAUCAAUUAUUGGGCAAUGCCAUCGGCGACCACAACAACAUCGCCGACAACAAUGCGGAUGCGGCCUUUUCCAACAAUUUGACCGCCACCAUCACAUCAAUACGCUCGAAUGUGACGCGCGUGCUCUACAUGUACUUCCAGAAUGACGACGAGCAUGGCUAUGGGGCGGCUACAACGCCUACCACCACUACAACAACUAGCAACAGCAACAGCAGCAGCAUCAACAUCGCGACAACCACAGAAAGGCUUUCGAACCUCGACGCUAGUGCAACAGAUGCGUUAAUUGGCGCGGCUGUAGAUGCGACGGACCAACGCGCCGGCUCCACGCUGCUUGGCACCGCCAAAACAUUGCUGCAAGCGCCGCUUAACGCAUCCAGCACUACGACCGGCUUCCUAACGUCAGCGUCCGCUAAUGUUACGCGUGCGGCGUCAACGCUAGUCAAUGCCACUGCUUAUAUUUCGUCCUCUGCUGCCGCCUAUGCCACCGAAUUGCUCAAUUCGACGACGACAACAACAACGACAACGACAUCGGCGGCAAGUGGCAUAGCUAGCGCGAGUACGAGCGCAGUGAACGGCAGCAGUGUUUUAACCACCGCGCCCAGCAUCAUUUACCCGCCCUAUCAGGUCGCCAUACGCAGCUUUGAGAAUUGCUCGGCGCUCUUUGCCAAUUAUACGCGACCGCAAAAUGGCGUCUUCUGCAAUUGGACAUGGGAUCAAUUCCUCUGCUGGCCACCAACACCGGCUGGCGUACUAGCGCGCAUGCAUUGUCCACCAGUCGGACAUGGCAUUGACACAACAAAGUUCGCCAAUCGAAAAUGUGAGCUGGAUGGCCACUGGGGACGUCGUCCCAACGACGCACAGAAUAGCUCCAACGGCUGGACGGACUAUCAGCCUUGCUUUAAGCCAGAAGUUAAUGAUAUGCUGCAGCGAGUGGAGAAUAUCGAUGUCUACCUAGACAUCGCUCACCGCACGCGCACCCUUGAGAUCGUCGGCCUAAUCCUGUCGCUGGUCGCUUUGAUUAUCUCGUUAAUUAUUUUUUGCAAUUUCUCCUCGCUACGCAACAAUCGCACAAAAAUUCACAAAAAUCUCUUUAUUGCUAUGGUUUGCCAAGUGAUCAUACGACUGACGCUGUAUCUCGAUCAGGCGUUUCGGCGUGACAGUCAAUCGUCGACGGCGAAUACGAGUACAGCGGGUAUUGAGAAUACGCCCUACCUCUGCGAGGCCUCCUACGUGCUGCUCGAGUACGCUCGCACCGCCAUGUUCAUGUGGAUGUUCAUCGAGGGUCUGUACCUGCACAAUAUGGUGACGGUGGCGGUGUUUCAAGGCCGCUUUCCGCACACAAUCUUCUCGCUACUCGGCUGGGGCCUGCCCGUGCUGAUGACCACCGUCUGGGCGAUAUGUACGGCCUUGUAUACGGACAGCGCACAGGACUGCCUAUGGAACUACAAUUUGACGCCUUACUACUGGAUACUCGAGGGACCGCGUUUCAUUGUUAUACUGCUGAACUUCUUCUUCCUGAUGAACAUCAUACGCGUCCUGGUGAUGAAAUUGCGCCAGAGUCAAGCCAGCGAUAUCGAGCAGACGCGCAAGGCGGUGCGUGCAGCCAUUGUGCUGCUUCCCUUGCUGGGUAUCACCAAUUUACUGUACCAAGUACCUGCACUGAACUUGAAGCCGCCAUGGAAAUUCGCCAUUUGGUCGUAUGGGACGCAUUUUCUAACCUCAUUUCAGGGAUUUUUCAUUGCCUUGAUCUACUGUUUCCUAAAUGGUGAGGUUCGCACCGUUCUACUGAAAAGCCUCGCCGUCUACAUGUCCGUACGCGGUCACCCCGAAUGGGCGCCAAAACGUGCCUCAAUGUUCUCCGGCGCCUAUAACACUGCACCCGACACCGAAGGCCAGGCCGGUGGCACGCCACAGGAUGGCAAAAGAAACGAUCACUCGCCCACCACACGCCGCAUGAAUGGCCGCAGAUAUAGCGCUGCCGCCACCGGCACGCACAUACCCGGGCGCCGGCUCUCCAGCGGCAGCACCUACCGCCACCAGCAGCGACGUGUUAGUAAUCACAACAACAACGUUGCCGCACAUAUAGCGCGUCGGCAGAGCAACAACGGGGGCGGCGGAGGUACCAGCAGCAUUGGUAGCAGCAGCGGCGGUGGCGGCAGUUGGCUCUUGACGCUGUGCUUUGGCGGCCAAAAGAACAAAUGUGUGAUGUCUAGCAAAAAAAUAUCUACGCAAAUAUUUAUGACAGCAAAAGCCAAGACGCCAGCGACUUACGCCACUGAAGUGGGGCGUCGAUGAGCAGGAGACGACGAAGCUGGCAUUGGAAGUCGACUAGAAAAUACUAUAUGAUUGCCAAAAAAAAGCGUUUAGCUUAAGAACUAGCUUAAAUAUUUACAUACAAAAAUACAUACAUACAAACAUAGAAAUCAUAAGCAAAAAACAAUUAUGGAAUUGAGUGGCAGACUCUGCUGUCUGUCCGUGCUAAAAUAAAGAAUUCCCCAGUGGAGAAUGAAAGAUGAAGAAUGAGUAAUAAACUGUGCAGUCGUUGGAGCCAAUCGAAUCGAAAAUUUUGUUACAUUUUGGCAUCACCUGUUCGUUUUUAAUUUCACAAAAACGCUACCAUGCGAAAAAAAGCUCAACAAGGGCUUUUAAGCGAUUAUGGCCUAGUUCAGUAAACUGUGUAUUCGAUUUUGGAUUCCUUAAAAGAAACGCUUUUGCAAAACUACUCCGACUUAUGGCCCGCGACUGUACUAAUAAAGCAUACAUUUUUUAUACUUAAUUUUUACACAUAAGCUGAUCGAUUUGACUAUAUAAACGAGCAUUGUUACGGCAAAUAUUUUAAAAUCACUUCAUUUCGUUUUGCAAAGCAACUAAAAGCUCCUAUUUAAUAAUUAAGCGUUUUCUAAAAGCAACUAAUUUUAGCUGAAUCGCGUAAAAUGAAGGUGUAAAAUACUAACUGUAGGUAAUAUCUGAUUUCUAAUUAGUUAUCUUUACGAAAAUGUGUAGCAAAUUUGCCUAAAGUGGCAAAAAAAACACUCUGAAGUCGAAUGCUUUCCGGAAAAAAAGUUGCGUCUAUUAGUGGGUGGAUUGCAAUAAAGCCUACCUUUAGGCACUCGCUACUAACUACUACUAGAAAGCAAAUAUAAACUUACAAAAGCUAAACUACACUUAGCUAAAAUUAAAUAUAAAAUUAAAUAAAAGCGCCAAACAACUUGACAAAAGAAGAUUAAAAAGCUAUAAAAACGCGAAUAAAAAUAACAUUGGCUCUGUACAGCUUUUGAAGCCCACAGGGCACCUCAUUGAUUAGCCUAAUAAACAUUAGAAUGUACUAAAAUUAUAUUUACAAAAAAAAAAUUAGAAAAAUAAAUGAUAUAAAAAAAUAA
This is a messenger RNA of Rhagoletis zephyria (snowberry fruit fly), 3440 nucleotides long. It is a transcript of the gene Pdfr, whose product is annotated as Pigment-dispersing factor receptor. Gene Ontology annotation, biological process: cell surface receptor signaling pathway; adenylate cyclase-modulating G protein-coupled receptor signaling pathway. Gene Ontology annotation, cellular component: plasma membrane. NCBI's taxonomy places the organism in Eukaryota, Metazoa, Arthropoda, Insecta, Diptera, Tephritidae. The record is from RefSeq and is a predicted model, not a curated record. Gene Ontology annotation, molecular function: G protein-coupled peptide receptor activity.